Cannabis sativa is the source of this 1280-nucleotide messenger RNA. Its product is annotated as photosystem II 22 kDa protein, chloroplastic. Lineage: Eukaryota; Viridiplantae; Streptophyta; Magnoliopsida; Rosales; Cannabaceae. The record is from RefSeq and is a predicted model, not a curated record. Bases 340 to 1164 code for a protein of 274 amino acids. The transcript has 4 exons.
GCUCAGUGGGUGGGUUAAAAAGAUUUUGAGGUUGCUAUAAUUCGAAACUCAUAAUAUUUUAGUUAUCAAACAUCACACAGUACAACCAGAGACGUGGUCACUCUAAUGGCCUUUCAUCGAAGUAACCAUAUCCACAUCACAUUCACAUACCACUCUUUCCUUUUAAGCCAACGAAACCAAAACACACUCAUUUAUUAAUUAGAAAGAAAGAAAGAAAUCAUCUUCUUCAAUUCUCCAUCUUCUUCCUCCCUUCCCCCCAAAUUAAAUUGAGAGAAUUAUACCUACAAGAAGUGGUAUUUGUUAGUUACUAACUACAAAUAUUAUUCAGUGUAAAUCUCAAUGGCUCAAACCAUGUUACUAAGCUCUACAUCUGUCUCUAACUGUCAUGUGGUUGAUCUAAAGAGAGACCCUUUACUUCAAAUCCGAGUUCAGAGACUCAAAGUUAACAUAUUCUCUCAAACUCUCACUUACAAUCCACUCACCUCUUCUUCCAACUCUCCCGCAAUUUCCACUGUUUUUGCUCUCUUCAAAUCAAAGACCAAAGCCCCUGCCAAGAAGGUUGUGAAGCCGAAGCCAAAGGUUGAAGAUGGUUUGUUUGGAACCUCAGGGGGUAUUGGUUUUACAAAGCAGAAUGAGCUGUUUGUUGGUCGUGUUGCUAUGAUUGGAUUCGCGGCAUCGAUAUUGGGAGAAGCAAUAACUGGAAAAGGAAUUUUAUCACAACUAAACCUGGAAACUGGAAUUCCCAUUUAUGAAGCUGAACCACUUCUUCUCUUCUUCAUCCUCUUCACCCUGCUCGGAGCCAUUGGAGCUUUGGGUGACCGUGGUCAAUUCAUCGACGACCCUCCCACCGGAAUCGAAGGCGCUGUCAUUCCUCCAGGCAAAAGCCUCAGAGCUGCCUUGGGACUUAAGGAAGGAGGUCCCCUGUUUGGAUUUACAAAAGCUAACGAGCUUUUCGUGGGAAGAUUGGCUCAACUGGGAUUUGCAUUCUCUCUAAUCGGUGAAAUCAUAACUGGGAAGGGAGCAUUGGCACAGCUAAACAUUGAGACUGGAGUUCCUAUCAAUGAAAUUGAGCCUCUAGUGUUGUUCAACGUUCUCUUCUUUUUCAUUGCAGCAGUCAACCCCGGGACUGGUAAAUUUGUCACCGAUGUCGAUGAAGAAGACUAAGAUGCUUCCUGCCUACCUACCUCACCCUCUCUUUUUCUAUAUUUCUCUUUAUUAAAAAAAAACCAUCUUCAUUAAUUAAUGUAAUAUCUUCAGAAAUUUAGUAGUUUUAUUUCUCA